AUGGCUCGUACUCAGUCGCAUCCGUCACACCCAAACCUGGAAAGCCAGGACCCCCCAUCGCCAUGGUGUUACUUCCACCACCACCACCAUCUCUCACAAAUUUUUGGGUUGCUGGCAUCCGCAGGCUUUGAGAGCCGAAGGGGGACCCUGACAAUGUCCACCCGUGAGGCCCGCGGCGACGUCACCCGCCCCCCAAUUGCUCCGAUGAUGGAAGGCCACAAAUCACUGAAGUGGGAGGCGUUGGAAUAUGCACAUCCUCUCAAGCACACCAAAAGCGAAAGGCGCCGCGCCACACUUGAAACGCGACAACUCAACCUCCAUUUUGGAUGGCGCAAACUAAGAGGUACCUACCACUGUACAGUAUCCGUAAGAUACCUUAGCUGCGGAUCCUUCCUCCAACUUGGAAUCCACACUGCCUUACCGAUACCGCCUCCACGCCUGUUUUGUCUUGCUGCUAGCUGGCUGGCUGACUGCUGGCUGACUGCUGGUGUUGCUGCUGCUGCGCAACGGUGGUACACAGUCGUGGCAGUAAGGUACUCCUCCUCCCGCUUCCCAAGUUUCUCGAGAGACGUCCUCCUUGACCUCUCCCACCUUUCAACGUUUCGACCGAACACAUCCCUUCUUCUCCUCCUCUCCCUCACCUCCCUCACAAGUCACAUAUUCACUCCUCCCACAGGACCACAGCAGGACCACAGGACCCCCCUUGGAUCUCUCCCGUCCACAACCCCGAAACCCGUCAGGCGCAUUGAGUUGAGCACCGACCCGCGCGGCCAUACCGCAUUCCUCACCACAGCCCUCACUGCCCUCCUCGAGCUGUGCAACCCUACCGGCAACCUCCUUGAACAGCCUGCCCUGCCCUGCCUGGGAUUGGAAGGCCAGAAAGCACGAGCAAAACCUUGCGCACCUCACCCACCACAACUUUGGACUGCCGACAGAGACCGAUCCGACGACUCUGAGAGAGAGAAGGUGCGACUGUCUUGCUGCGCGACUGCAACUCUGCGACUCGACUCUCUGAGAAGCGCCGAACAGUCCCAACUUUCCCAUCCUAUCCACUUUCCACCUCGACAUCUCCUUCCUCUCUCCCCCGCGACAAGACUCUCUACCUCCAGCGCCCACCUCAAUCUACCUAACGCCUACGGAUACAACGUCUCUGACUGGCCAAGAUCCAAGUCUGCACAGCACGGCGCAUCCGCAGCACUGCCAACAACGCCGCCGGCCUCCCAAGAAGCAGCAUCCCGCUCUCCCCGAGGGACGCGAAUCGUCUUCCCGAUCCAUAGUCAUAUCCACCCACGGACUCUCCUGGCCACAAACAUCAGACACUGGCAAGUAACUUGGUCCCCUUCUGAUAUUGACCCUUGGCGUCAUUCAUCCCACAUCUUCCUCUCCCUCCCGCACAAAGCCCAAGACCUGAUUUGUCCCCAACAAUCCCCUACUACCCUAUGUAUGGUCUACGGUCAAAUCAUCUCGUCAUCCGUACCUGACCGCACUGCCUUUGUCAAAGAGCUUGCUUGUCCGGCGCAUACUAUCCGUACAUCGAGGAAGUACGAAUACGCACCUUCCGUGGCGCAAGCUUCUUUUCCUCUUCUACAACUACCUCCUUCUUGCCUCCCUAACAUCCUACUUCCGAUUUACGGCAACUUCUUUGUGUAG
Molecule: messenger RNA, 1650 nt
Organism: Colletotrichum lupini
Lineage: Eukaryota; Fungi; Ascomycota; Sordariomycetes; Glomerellales; Glomerellaceae
Exons: 9
Coding region: 1-1650 (549 amino acids)
Source: RefSeq, a predicted model, not a curated record